Messenger RNA from Exaiptasia diaphana, 1548 nucleotides. Its product is annotated as protein max. Lineage: Eukaryota; Metazoa; Cnidaria; Anthozoa; Actiniaria; Aiptasiidae. The record is from RefSeq and is a predicted model, not a curated record. Gene Ontology annotation, molecular function: protein dimerization activity; DNA-binding transcription factor activity. Bases 61 to 579 code for a protein of 172 amino acids. Gene Ontology annotation, cellular component: RNA polymerase II transcription regulator complex. The transcript has 5 exons. Gene Ontology annotation, biological process: positive regulation of transcription by RNA polymerase II.
ACACGUGCGUGAGUCACGAGGGAGAAGCAAACCAGCAAGCAAAGAAAAUUACAAAGAAACAUGAGUGAAGACGAAAAAGAAAUUGAUUUAGAGAGCAGUGACGACGCUGAUAAAAGAGCUCAUCAUAAUGCCCUAGAGAGGAAGAGAAGGGAUCAUAUUAAAGAUAGUUUUUCCCACUUGCGGGACUCCAUCCCUUCGCUGCAAGGCGAAAAGGCUUCAAGAGCUCAAAUACUAAAUAAAGCAACAGAUUACAUACAGUUCAUGAGAAAAAAGAAUCAUACGCAUCAGAUGGAUAUUGAUGAUCUAAAGAGACAAAAUAUGAUUCUUGAUCAACAAGUCAGAGCACUUGAAAARGCAAGAGCGACUGGUCAAUUUAAUGCAGAUGCAACUGCUGCUCUGCUGAGUUCACCCGAUUCCUUAUUAAGCAGCUCUCCUAAUCCUGAUUCAAUACUGGAUGGAUUGAAAGGUCCAAACUCACCUUUAGAUGGGUUUAAUGUGAAAACAGAAAACAACAAUACAGAUUCAGCUUCAGAUGAAGAGUAUUCAAAUAAAUCAAAGAGACGAAAAAGGGAUGGUUAAGAUAUUCAGUGUAGUUACAUGGAUUUUGUAAAUUUAUAGGAAAUUUGUUUUUUUUUUCUGUUUGUUUUUGUCAUCACUCACUCACCUUAUUUUACAGUGUUUACUGUAUUGAGUUAUCUCUUAUAAUUCAGAUUGCCAUUAAUGGAUCUCAUUUAAUCUUCCUACUGCCCAAUAUUCUAGGAUUUUCAUCAUAUCUAUGAUAAUGUGUCUAUAUUUUUUAGUUCUGGUAUUAUYAAAUAUCUAAUUUUGAAUUAUAUUUGGAGGAAUGGUGAUGCYUUUUAAGCACAUUGAAGCACUCUAUAGCUCUUUUAUUGUAAAUGUGAAUUUUAAGACUGGUUCUAUGAUCACAGAUGUGAUACACACUAGGUGUAUUCAAUAAGAGAACUAUAGUGUAUUAUAUAACUCCAUAAGUGGUAAAGUAACUUAAUAGAAAUCACAAUGAAAGGAAUCUGUUUAAUGCUAGCUAAAUAGCCUGGGUUACAUCUGGAAUUUMUAUCUAAUUUCCGUCUGACGGAAAUUAGUUAGAAAUUCUGGAUGGAAAUGAGMUAGAAAUUCUGGAUGUAACACAGGCUAAUGCUAGAGUGAACACACUAAAUAUAUAAAAUAUUUCUUAUUAAUACUAAAUAGUGUUGAUUCGACAAUAGAAACCAAAUCUAGUGCUAUUUUGCACAAUAUUUGUUUCAUGCAUUAAGUGUGUUCUCUCUAUAUUCUUAAUUUUAUCAUAGUCUAACUUAUAGCAUUACAAAUGCAUGUCUUUUAUAAUCACACUAUUUGUUUCUAUAUAAACAAGAAAAGAAAAACUCAUCUAUACUGGCUGGCUGUCAUAGAUAGAUAUUUUAGAAUGUUUUUACCAUAAUAUUAUUCUUUAACAAACAGGUGUUAUGUUGGGUGGUAAUCUCUUACUUGGUCUUGUGUACAUAAAUAAUUAUGCAGUCAAAAACUGGCAAUAAAGUGUCAUCUAGUAUAACU